Molecule: messenger RNA, 6632 nt
Organism: Vespa crabro (European hornet)
Lineage: Eukaryota; Metazoa; Arthropoda; Insecta; Hymenoptera; Vespidae
Gene: PsGEF
Exons: 16
Coding region: 172-5244 (1690 amino acids)
Biological process (GO): signal transduction
Cellular component (GO): plasma membrane; nucleus
Molecular function (GO): protein binding
Source: RefSeq, a predicted model, not a curated record
UCUCUCUCGUCUGCGAGACCAUGCCGAGACAAGCAAAGGUGCGUAGGGUCAAUCCAAUAUAAAUCAGAAGUGAAUCUCAUAAGGCAAAGGCGGAGAACGUAUAUACAUAAGUGCGUGUGUAAGAGAGAAGAGAGAAAGAGAUGAAUAGAACAUUUUCUGGGACCGUUCGCGAUGUACAUAGACCAUAUUGCGAGUAUAAACUGUCCUCGUAUUUAUGAGCUCGUGUUCCCAAAUGUGUUAUCGAGUGAGAUCUUGAAAAAGAUGCUCAAGUGGACCGUCUCGAGAUCGUUGUCAGCGAGUAGCUCGACGCCCCACGCUCCAGCAUCCGCUUUGAACAAGGCGUCCCGCAGGCCUUUUCGAGAUCUGUCCAACACACCACCGGCCGUCGGUACCCAAAGCAGACACGUACAUACGUCGAACCUACAAAAUAUUACAACGAAACCUACGCCAGUUCGUCGUAGACGGUGUCGUAGUUAUGGCAGCGAUUUGAGAACCUACUUUCAAGCAACGAAAACCAAUGUAAGGAUUGGAAAACGACCAUCGCUUUCUCAACGAUUUGAAGGGUCACCCAAGUUGGAGAAUUUUUAUCAAGGUACUCCGCGAGUGGAUACAGACAUAGGACCAUUGACGUUCUUCCCAAAUGAGUGUAAGCGUUCAACGGCUUUAACUUUACCAACGGAUCCAACUUUAUUUUUGAAGAGUCGAUCGAAAAAUUUUCAAAGCAACAAUGAGUUACCGCAAAAUAUGUUUAACGAGGCGCGUGCCAAUUUGCAGUCGCACGUUUCGGAUUUUUUUCAUCAGAUUUCUAUGGCCACCAGUCCCGAAGACGUGAUGGAGGCCGAGUUCGUGCCGUUAGAUAAGUCUCGAAUGUAUCCCGAAAAGAAUGAUUUCAGAUUAAAAUUGGAGGAAUCUAAGAAGGCACAGUUCCAAUCUAAAUUGGCGAAGGUUACCAAGAUUCACGCGCGAAGUAGAACUCCGUAUUACAAGAAGGUUGUUCAAGCUGUUAGUCCUUUGAAGCAAUGUCUUCAACAACAAACUCCUCUUGCCGGGAAAUUAUCGAAUCUGGCUCUAGAUCAAGAUUUACUUAAAUUUGAAAAUAUGGAUAAUACGGUUACGGAAGUUCUCAACAGAGAAAACGAAACAAAUUUUGGUGGCAAAACAGUCGCGGAGAUUCUUUUGAGUGACAUUGAAGAGAGGAAAAAGAUACUCAAAAGUCGUUGUACAGUUACUAUAGAGGAAGACGAAACCUUCUCUUUCGAGGAGGAUCAUACUUAUGAGACGAUCAUUCAAUGCGAUACGAAAAUGAUGGAUGAGGACGAAGCUGCUAUUUCGCAAAUAGGGAUACAGAGCGAUAGUUCCGUGUCUUCGGCUAGUCAGCUUUUAGAGGAUCCUUCGCCGAUGUCUUGGCCCUUUACGUCGCCGAUCACCAAUGAAUUCGACGGUGAAUUCACUUUGAAAAGACAGCGCGGUAUACGUAGAAAACGUCAGCAACAGAGAAAAGAGAAGAGUGUUUUCGAGGGUAAGAAACCGAAAAGAAUGAUCAGGAUAACUUCUGGCGGGAGUCCUAGAUCAAAUCAACUAUCAAAAAUGGAAAACAGGGAUAAUCCUACGAUAGAGGCGAUCAAUCCUAAUGUAAAGAAACUCGUCCUUGAGACAGACUUAGAUUCUACUUUGGAGGAUAAACAAAUCCAAAAUCAACAGUUUUCGAGUAAAUCGACCUUCUUUUUCAAGAAUAAUUGUAAGAAAGAGGAGCAUUCGGAGAAUAAUGGAAAAAGCACUAUAUGGGAGUUGGAAAGUCCUAAAUCGUUUUUGACAGAGGGCUAUCAUAAUUCGAUCUUAAACUCAAUUUCUAAUACUCCAGAAGCUCCGUUGGUUGCGACCGUUCGAAGAUGUUUGAAAUAUAGUCCGGAGAGCGAACCAUCGAAAUCGGAUUCGGAUCGUCGCGGAUCUAUCGAAAUCGAGUAUUCGUUUGUUGCCAAUCAUAUACAAGUUCGAGUGAUAAGGUGCAAGGACCUACGGAGGACCUACGAGGGACCUAUUCACGCCUACGUUAAGGUCAGCCUAAAAAAUAUCAACGGUGAGGGAAUCGUUAAGAGAACUGCGGUUCACAAAGCCACACCAAAUCCCGCUUUUCACGAGACCUUAAUAUUGCCCUGCCCGGUUAAUAUCAAUCAGUGCAUCAGCAAAUCUACGUCCCUGGAUAUCGCGGUCUGGCAUAGAGAUCGUCGAGCAAGACGUAGCGAGCUGCUGGGCUGUAUGACUUUACCUCUACCUUUGUCUCAGGAUAAGGUAACGGAAGCAACAUGGCACCCACUCGAAUCUGGAUCCAGCCGAAAUACAAGUACCCCUUAUGCAAGAGUACCACAAGAAUGUGGAGUCUCGCCGCCUUUAUCCAAGGAUGGAGAAUCAGAUAACAACAAUUCCGGUGGGGAUGAUUUGACGUAUUUAAAACAUCUUGAGUUGGAACCAGUCGAUCCUCUGACCGGCUUACCUCUACAUCCAGGCUUUACCGCGAGAGGUGGUAGAACGCCUUGUACUGUAACCAGAAGACUGAUUAGACAAAGUGCUGUGAAUCAGGUGCCAUGGGGUUUCUCUUUAUCCUGGGGCAGACCGCCACGUGUGGAACGCGUCGAUUCAGGAAGUCCUGCGGAAAGAUCUGGUUUGAAACCAGGCGAUUACGUCGUCUUCGUCGAAACAACGAACGUUGUAACGAAACCGAGGGACGAGAUUUUGGGCUUGAUCCAGGCGGCAACGAAUCAGCUCAUCCUUGAGGUUUAUCGUAAGGGAGGCAUUCAUUCGUCACAGCAGAGGCCCAACUCGAUGAAUGUCUCUCUUCAACAAACUGUCGGUCCCGCUAGUCAGCACGCCGUCGCGUUCAACGCCGAGGUUUUUCCGAAUCUUGCUCCGGAUGCACCACCGGAGGAAGAGUUAUCGGUACGAGAGGCAAGAUACCAGGGGAUUCUGAAGAGCGGUCACACAAGAUUCAUGACGCCGCUGGCCGAAAGGCGUGACGUUCUCUCCGCGGCGGACUACAUGGUCCUCUUUCAAAAUCUAGACGAAUUACUUAAGAUAUCCGAGGAGAUUAGAGACGAGGGUGGCGGUACCGAUAGCUAUCUCUGCAGAGUACCCAAGAUCACGGCCGCUUACAGACGAUACCUCAGUGGACUGCAAUGGGCCUGUUAUUUGCUCGUUGCACUCAGACGGAAUACGGCCUUUGCUAAGUUGGUCUGUGAACCUGCCGUUCCUCAUAAAAGGCGGCCUGACCUUACGGGAAUCCUCUUGCUUCCUUUAGAGCAUUAUAGAGAAAUGACGAGAUUACUGAGUCUGGCAUCGCCAAGAAACUGUCAGCAAGCUCGAGAUUUGGCACAAGGUUACAGAGAAUCAACGGCUAAUGCAGGCGUAAUGGAACCACCGCGAGAUACCGGAAGACCUUUACUUAGUUUACAGGAAGUCGAGUCGCGAUUGGUUUUCGCAAAAUGCAAACCGUUUACUUUAGCCAUGCCAGGAAGGCAAUGGCUUUUCGGCGGGGCCCUAGCAAAGGUCGAAGGUCGGGCUCGUUUGCAACCAUCAUGGGCGCUCCUUCUUACCGACUUAUUGGUAUUUGCUCGCGUUUCGAGGGAUCGCGUUCUUUUCGUUACUGAAGAACCUCUGCGAUUGGCCAAUAUUGCAGAAGCGUGUUUUACCAUUAGAAAGAGGCCGACAGAAUUCAGAUUACAGGUGGCAAUCAAUUCGAAUGGUAAUACUGAGAACGGUCAGGCAGAAAUGACAAACAGCGGAGGUUGUAGUCCCCAUAGUCGUCCUCGAAGACGAGUCAUCGUAUUAAGAGCUCCCAGCCCGGAGCUCAAAGCAGUUUGGCACAACUUGCUUCAACGACAAAUAAUUUAUCUAAAUACAGGCUAUGGUGGAACAUCAAGUGUUGGCAGCCCCGAGGAGAGUCCGAUUACGAGCACCAACUUUGCUCACGUUAGAGAAUCGAUGGAAAGUCCGCGGAUGGGAUUACGGGACUCGCAUAAGCACGAGGAAAAAAAGGAAUGUCAUUCAAGUGAAAGUCUUGCCGAUAUUUUGAAAAAUACGCGAGAGGACAAUCAUUUGGCCCAAUGGGUGCGCAAUUCUCACCAAAUACCGCCUUCCGAUAACGAAGGUUCCCUCGAGGAAUGGACUGCCGAAGAAUUAGCUGCAAGAGCACCCGGAGAGAAGAACGAAAGAUCCAUUCAGGAAGCUAUGACGACGACAACGACGACGACGACAACGGCAGAAGAAGUCGUAACUGCAAAUUCGGACAUAGAGCAACAGAGCACAGCCUCCAGUGCCAGUUUAAGUACAGUCAAAUCCAAUAGUAUUACGGCAAGAAAAAAUGGGAGCUACGUAUCCUCGAAAGAAAACUCUACGAGUUCUAUCAACAUCUGUAGACGAUGUCAUAGAUCUGGCUGCCCCACACCGCCUCUUCCAAGAGACCCUUUCUCUCCGUUACCUCCUAAAAUAUCUGUCAUGCCACCUACGCCAGAUAUUUAUACGGCGAGACAUAGAUUAAGAAAUGGCCUACAUGAUAGUCCAGGACGUAACAGUCCAAAUUAUGCAUCUGUCGACGGUAAUACGGAAGAUGGAAGCGAAGAUGAUCUCGACUGCGACGGAGAACCACCUUACAGAACGUUGAGAAGAUUUGGUACGAUGAGUAGUUUGGACCAAGACGACGAGCUGGACGAGCAAGGAGAUGAUGAAAAUCGUGAGACAGAAUCACCACCUUCGGGUCUGAGAGCUUGGACCGCAAGAGCUAGUAAUUAUGUCGUUAGCAAGAUGGUUCUUUUGGAGCAAUUUAGCGAAGGGGUUGGCGAUUACCUUCUUCAACCGCCUGUUCCUCCAGAAAGGACAGAAUUUUCUCUCGAUCCUAACGACGAGGAGGGUACUACGUCGGGUGCAACUUCGGGAGAUGAUAUUUGGGGUACUCCAACCUCCGGAGGUCCAGACGACGAGAGUUUUACAACACAUUCGCCGCCGCCAAAUGGGACCGGCAAUUUGACUGGUUCCGGAGAAGACAAUUAUGGUCUGAAUUUAUCUACGGAGGAAGAUCACGAUCAAGAAUCGGAUAACGAGGAUUGCGGUUUGCCCGAGCUAAGCAUGGAUCAAUUACUUGGCGGAGGUAGCCUUGGCUCGCUACGUUGCUUCUUAAGCAGAAGAAGACUGGAGCCUUUACUCGAAGAGGAGGAUUCUCCUGGAAGUGGAAAACAUCAAGUUGGAUGGUGGUGACAGAGGUUGCAAUCGACUACGUUGAAAAACGUCAGCUCGAGUUCCGAUGUAAUCGAGAGAGAUCGUAUUUUUGCAAAGCUGAGCCAAGAAGACGAAGAGUUUCGUCGUAAAAUUGUAGAUCUUCACAGAAAACUGUCCGACGUAGAUGAAGCCUCAAAACUCGAAUUAACAUCGCCGGACUCAUCGAAGAAUAUCAAGGAGGCAGAUCGUUUGAAAGAAUUGGAAUUGGUCGCGAGAAGAGCCGAGGAAUCUAAUAACAGAAAUGCAGAAAAAAUAAGUUUUGAGAUAUUGCAAAAGGAAGCUUAUGCCGCGAUUGCGACCGACGGACGUAGGCACAGGAAGUUGGAUGCGCAGCACGAUCAUAGAAAACAAUUAGAAUUUAUGAUAAGAAAAUCAAACAACAAGCUCGGAGAGGAAUCCUAUAGUCAGAAUAACGGUCGUAAUCCCAUCGAGACGUCGGAAACUAAUUUUUUAAAUCGUUUGAGAAUAAAACGGCGUAGUUUGAAAUUACUGAGCUUCCUUAGCGGCAAAGCGUAUGAUCGGUCGCAAGAAGAACGAGCAGCAAGAUUGUUAAAGAUGUAUAUGCCUGAGAAAACUACAAAUGCGCAUAAUACAAUCUGCAUUCACCAUACGUCCAGAGAUAGACGAUUUUGGAAGCUUCGGAGUCGUAGGCGAUCGAGUUCGACUUAAAUUUUAAAUAAGAUAACGAGAGAUUAUUGUCUCUCUCUUUAUCUCUCUUCUCCCCCUUUCUUUCUCCAUUACUAGGACUUCCAAAAUGAUCAUGUUGUUAGAAUUUUUUCAAAUCUACUUACUUACUAUACCAGGAGUUGUUUUCUCAUAGAGAUUAGUCUACAAAUAGGAUAUCGAGUUGACGAUUUCAUUAUAGAUGUUAGCAUUUCAGAUAAAAUGAUAAAUUCCAAAAGCUACUUGCGCACAAUUAACAAUCAGACGAUAUUCGAAUUGCAGAAAAGGUCUCGUGUUCUGGCAUUAUCAGUACGCUUAGUACGCUUAUUAUGCGCGCAAGUACAUAAAAGUUUUCCAAAAGAUGCGAUUACGGCCUAGCAAAUUACUUUUAUUCUCUUUCGAUGUAAGGUACCACUAAUUGAGUCUUAAUCGACAUAUUUUCAAUAGAUUUUCGAUAGACUUAGAUUUUCUUAAUAUCAUUUUUGUUUCUUCUUCCUUUUCUAUAAUUAGUUUUAACGUAUGUAAUAUCACAGUAUAGGACCGCACGACUGAUCUAAAGCGGCACGCAUCCUUUAUUUCUAUAGGGUCCUAAUGUACCAUUUACAGAACUGGAAAUUUGACGAGAUUUUAACUUUAUGGUUAGUAGGAUAUAAAUUGUAAGUUAUAACGUAUGAUACAUGAAUAAAUGAUAUAUUAUUUGUUCA